UCUUGUUUAUUAUUAGAGCGAGAAAAAAAUUAAAUCAAUCAAAAUCUUGUCUCUUCCGAUCACCGCCUUGCGAUUCUCCAUACGCUGCCCCACCCCGUGACCAUUAAAAAGACAGGAGACUAGUAGCGAAGCAAAAACGACCAACUGAUUAUCCUUUACGUUGCUGCUGUUUAUGUCAUGUCCUUACAGAAAGUGUGCAGAUAGAGAAUAGGAGGAGGAUAAGGAGGAGAAAUAAGCAAAUUAAGAAUCUUCUUGAUUCUAUCCCUCAGCUGAUCCUCAAAGCAUACGCAUACUUGGCAGCCAAUCAUGACUGCUGAUACAACCUUACCGGGUUACUGGUUGAACUGGAGAUUCUUCCUUUGCGCUCUCUUUAUUUUAAUAUCUAUGGUUUUAGCAGCAAUUCUAAUAUGGAAAAAUGAAGGGUCUAAGGAAUCGGAUAGGAGAGAAAAUCAGCAAGAAAGACCAGGGUUUCUGUACAAAGAUGAAGCUUGGAAUACUUGUGUGAAAACAAUCCAUCCGGCUUGGCUGCUUGCGUUUAGGAUUAUCGCCUUUUUUGUUCUUUUAUCAUUGAUCACAGCAAAUGUGGUCACUGAUGGAGGGGGCAUUUUUUUCUUUUAUACUCAGUGGACAUUUGCUUUGGUGACAAUCUAUUUUGCGAUGGGAUCUUCAGUUUCCAUUUAUGGGUGCUGCUACUAUCGCUGUGUAUUGGGUGGUGAUCAGGUGAAUCAUGAGACUUUAGAUGCAGAACGAGGCACUUACAUAGCUCCAACACCUGGAGAAGAAAUUGUGAAUAUAUCCACCUCAGACAAAAGUUUAGAUACCAGCCAAGAACCUCGCACUCGCCAAAUUGCAAGUUCGUGGGGCUAUGUUUUUCAAAUUGCUUUUCAGAUGUGUGCAGGUGCUGUUGUGCUCACUGAUUGUGUGUUCUGGUUCAUUAUUUAUCCAUUUCUAUCAGCCAAAGAUUUCAGUCUUGAUUUUCUGAAUGUUUGCAUGCACUCAGUCAACGCUUUUUUUCUCCUCGGUGACACGGUCUUGAAUUGCAUGCGGUUUCCCAUGUUUCGGAUCGCAUAUUUUGUUUUAUGGACAUCCAUAUUUGUCAUUUCUCAGUGGAUCAUCCAUGCUUGUGUUUCAAUGUGGUGGCCGUACCCCUUUCUUGAUUUGUCAUCGCCAUAUGCCCCCGUAUGGUACAUGGCCGUGGGGUUGAUGCAUGUUCCAUGCUACGGCAUCUUUGCUUUGAUAAUUAAGCUGAAGCACAUUUGGCUGUCAAGAUCAUUUCCAGAUUCCUAUCAAGGUUUGAAGUGAGAAUUAGGACGGUACAUAAUGCCCACGACGUUAUCAUUGCUGCUAUUAGCACACAAUGGGUUUUUUUGGAGUAAUCAAUCAGGCUCCUCGCUUGGUACAUAGUAUAAUUGUUGUUUUUGAACGAGAAGCUGUGGAUUUGACAUCACAGCAUCCAGCACCGGUACGGGUUUUUUUUUGGCUCAAAAUAGUAAGAUUUUUGGGAGAAAAAAAUGUAAAAAUUGUCAAGCACCUACCAUUUUUUUGCAUCUCUUGAAAGAGAUGUAUUAAACAAAACGUGCUUGGAUGAAUUCAUCAAGGAAACGAUAUGGCACUACGCCACUAAUUUACUGCUGCCA
Molecule: messenger RNA, 1637 nt
Organism: Populus nigra (black poplar)
Lineage: Eukaryota; Viridiplantae; Streptophyta; Magnoliopsida; Malpighiales; Salicaceae
Exons: 9
Coding region: 307-1302 (331 amino acids)
Cellular component (GO): membrane
Source: RefSeq, a predicted model, not a curated record